AUGCAAGGAACGACUGCUGAAGUGGAUGCCGUUUUGGAUAUCCUGGGGCAACAACCAUUCCUGAAAAUUUACACGCAAAUAUGCCUCUGCUUCUCAAUGCCUGACAAUGCCUCCGAUUCAGCCAUCAUCAACACACUAACUAACGGCCUCGAACGACUGACAGCAAGUUUCCCAUGGGUAGCCGGCCAGGUCAUCAACGAAGGUGCCAGCGAAGACAAUACAGGAGUCCUCAAGAUAAAACCACUGGAGAAAAUCCCCCGUCUAGUCGUGAAGGACCUUCGAAAUGACCCUUCAAUACCGACAAUGGACGGUCUCAGGCAAGCCGAGUUCCCUAUGAGCAUGCUCGAUGAAGAGAUCAUCUGUCCCUGCAGGACUCUCCCGCUUCCUGGUACUUUCGACGAGCUUCCUGUCUUCCUUGUCCAGGCGAAUUUUAUCACCGGUGGCCUACUGCUUAGUGUAGUCGCUGAGCAUGGCGCGAUGGAUAUGACGGGUCAGGGCCAGAUCAUCCGCCUCAUGUCAAAGGCUUGUCGAAACGAACCAUUUACAGACGAGGAAGUGAAGACGGGCAACCUACCCCGUCACAACAUCAUCCCGCUACUAGACUCAUCUUACGAACCAGGCCCAGAACUGUCGUAUCAAAUCAUCAAGCUCCCCCCAAUACCCCCAGCACCACCAGCAAAAAGCACCUGGGCCUACUUCUCCUUCCAACCCAGCUCCCUAGCAGCCCUCAAAGCCCUUGCCAUAGAAACACUCCCCUCAGGUUACAUCUCCACCGACGACGCCCUCACAGCACUAAUCUGGCAAUCCAUCACCCGCGCACGCCUCCCGCGACUCAACUCCGAAACAAAUACAACAUUUGCUCGCGCAAUCGACGUCCGCCGAUUUCUAUUAAUCCCCCAAACAUAUCCAGGCCUGAUCCAAAACAUGACAUAUCACACUAGCGCGCUUCAGAAUCUAGUGCAUGAGCCGUUGGGCGUGGUAGCCUCAUGGCUGCGCGCGGCUGUCGAUCCCGAGACGUCGACGCUGGGUUAUAACUCGCGGGCGCUGGCGACGUUUUUGACUCGCGUGGCUGAUAAGACUGUUUUCUCGUUCUCUGCGGGGAUGGACCUUUCGAGAGAUUUGAUGCUUAGUUCGUGGGCGAGCGUGAGGUGCUAUGAUCUUGAUCUCGGACUGGGGGUUGGUUGUCCGGAGGCUGUGCGGAGGCCGAGGUUCGAUCCGUUUGAGGGUCUCAUAUAUUUGAUGCCUAGAAGUCUUCGUGGGGGGAUUACGGCUGCUGUUUGUUUGAGAGAUGAGGACAUAGAGAGAUUAAGGAUUGAUGGGGAGUUCAUGAGCUACGCCAGGUAUAUCGGGUAA
Aspergillus chevalieri is the source of this 1353-nucleotide messenger RNA. RefSeq lists its product as uncharacterized. The record is from RefSeq and is a predicted model, not a curated record. Bases 1 to 1353 code for a protein of 450 amino acids. The transcript has a single exon. Lineage: Eukaryota; Fungi; Ascomycota; Eurotiomycetes; Eurotiales; Aspergillaceae.